This is a messenger RNA of Cladocopium goreaui, 741 nucleotides long. NCBI's taxonomy places the organism in Eukaryota, Dinophyceae, Suessiales, Symbiodiniaceae. The record is from the annotation of a GenBank genome assembly.
AGCUUUGGGGUCGCGCCGGAGGUGUCCCUCCCGUCGCAGGUCGGCCAACCUGCCGGUUGCCAUAUGGGCGAGGCUGAAACGCCAGAGGUCUUCCAGCUCAUUGCCGCCGGCCGCUUCGCAGAGCUUCGAGCCAAAUGCGAGGAGCUGGAGCUGUCCCCUCCAGAGCCCACGCCGGAUGCAGAGGCGAACCACGUUGAGCAGGAAGGCCUGCGUUGUGCCGUGCAUCUCCUGGCCUACCUCCUAGAAGGUCAGCUAGAUGCUGCCAGAUUUCUCUGGAAGAGGACUGCCGCGCCACUGCAACAGCAUGUGCAAGCGCAAGCUGCACAUAGAGUCUUGUCUGCCCGCUGGCGCAGGCAAUAUGCAGAAAGCUUUGCGCAACUCUCCGCUGGCCCCUGGGAUGCGCGACUGCAGCCGCUGGUCACGGAGGUUGUUAGAAGGAGCCGAGAAGAAUUGCUAGACAAGAUAGCCAUCGCUUACAAGGUGGUGUCAUUGUCGCACUUGGCCAGCGUACUUGGACUGGAUGCCGUCAGUGCCAAAGCGGCCUGCGAGACGAGAGGGUGGGCCCUUGACACUGACGGCCACGUGGCUCCUACAGCCUCGAAGUCCGGUGAGGACCUCAUCAAGAUGGGCGAGGCUCAGCUAGACAGGCUGUCGCAAUACAUGGCCCACCUGGAGCAGACUGGGUGCAAAAUCUGAGACAUUCGCCUCAUCCUGCUUUGCGCGCAGGAAAAAUGCAGAUGC